ACUCGUAGCGCUUGCGCGGAGAUGAUACGUAGGGACUCACUUGCGCAAGUACGAAGGCGAUUGGGGCGUGCGACUCGGACCAAACGGGACCCUCCGUCCGUGACCAGAAUACUCCGGCCCCCAUGGAGCAGCUACCUUGCAGCAACCGCCUCUGAUACCCCGCUUGCCUUCGAAUAGCGCCACAAUAAGACCAGGAUCUUUGACUUCUGGUCUGUCACCGCACUACCCAUCUUCUUUGUUAAGAGCUGGUCUCUCGCCUCGAUCGUCUCCAUACACCUCUUCGUACGAAUGCUUGAUCUUCUUCUAGACAACCCUAUACCUCAAGACCCGUCAUGUCAACUUCUUGGCAGUGGCAUCUGACCCUGCUCCUUCUCUGUAUCUUGGGCAUUCUUCCAGGGGACGCAUUCUCCUCAACGGUGUGGCUCGCUACCCGAGCAUACGGCGAUCUUUACCAUGCAGGCCGUGGCGACAGCGUUCCCGUCUACUCGCCCAGCUCCUCUAUUACCUCUCCCGUUUCUGUCAAGUCCUUCCACAGUUUGCCCGAAUUGAAUUACUCGCCACCUCGACCCAAGUCUCCAAUCCGUGAAGCUCGUCGGCGUCGCAGAAGUCGCAACCGCAUCCAGAAAGUAAUGCAUAGAAUAGCUCCUCCAAGUCCUGACCCAUCUUCGCCCGGAGGACCUCUGCAUCACGUUGUAGUAGGGACCCCCAUCCCCGAUUGGAGCCCACCUUUGAGUACACCAAGUUGGCUGAAGCCUUCGCCUCCACCGCCUGCUUCGCCAAAAUUGGUGCAGAAAAAGGAGUCGCUAUGGACGAAGGUCAGGGGAGCAGCAAAGAAGGCAGGUCGGUGUAUGAGCUGUGCGUAACUGUGUCCUCCCAUCAAGAAAGAUGCCGCUGCUAGGCGGGUCAAAUGCCAAAGUCUCUGAAUGUCCAUAAACCCAUCAUCAAUGCAAUCACUAUUUGCUCUCGUCACUUUGCUGUGCUUUGUGCA
This is a messenger RNA of Microstroma glucosiphilum, 988 nucleotides long. RefSeq lists its product as hypothetical. Bases 333 to 863 code for a protein of 176 amino acids. The record is from RefSeq and is a predicted model, not a curated record. Lineage: Eukaryota; Fungi; Basidiomycota; Exobasidiomycetes; Microstromatales; Microstromataceae. The transcript has a single exon.